Molecule: messenger RNA, 1632 nt
Organism: Lathyrus sativus (Indian pea)
Lineage: Eukaryota; Viridiplantae; Streptophyta; Magnoliopsida; Fabales; Fabaceae
Source: the annotation of a GenBank genome assembly
AUGCAUCAGAUUUUCCAUAACAAUCUAACCAACGCCAUGGACUCCAAGAAGCUUCGUAGAAAACCUAAACUCGAGCGUCGUAAUGCUCUCAAGUACUUCGAUUACGACGCCGGAUCAUCUUCCUCUUCCUCUUCCUCCGAUGAUUCUUCUGGUUCGCUUUAUACUCGUUCUAUGGAGUUGUAUGAUCGUACUAGCUUCCGAAUUGAAGGGGUUGAGGGUGAGCUCGAUCGGAUUUGCAGGAGUUUGGGACUUUCUGGACCGGAUGAUUUUGCUAUUCCGGCGGCUGCAUGGGAGGCUAUGAAGACUCGGUACUCUUUGGAUAGUCUUCCUAGUUUGAAGCUUGAAGAGGUAGAUUUUCAGAAGGUAAAUAAGGUGAGAAAGUCAGACGAGGAGGAAGGUGAACUGGAUGUGAAAUACGAAGAUAGGGAUACAGAUAGGGGUAGGGUUACAGAUGAGGUUGCUGAGACUGUUGUUGUUGCUGCUAGUGAUGGCGGUGGUGGUGGUGGUGGUGGUGGGGGUAUCAAUGAAAUUCAUCCACCUAUGAUUAAGACGUCGGAGUUGGCUCCGGUAAGGGAAGGGGAAGAAGGGAUUUUGAAUGAGGAAGUUGGUUUUGGCAGGGUAAGUUCAAUUAGAGAAGAGGAAGAGCGGGCGGUGGAAAAUAUGGAUAUGAUUGCUGAGAUUGUUGUUGGCCUUUCAGAAUCAUCUUUGUUUAGUACUACAUCUAAUGAAGACGAUUUAUCUAGCACUGCCAUGGAACCUUGGUACAAUAAUAUGUCUCCUAAUUGGAGAAUUAAGCGUACUAUUACCCCGGGAUGCUGGCAAAAGGGUCAUUUUUUGGGCGGUGGUUCGUUUGGAUCUGUCUAUGAAGGAAUUUCUGACGAUGGAUUCUUUUUUGCUGUAAAAGAAGUUUCAUUGCUUGAUCAAGGGGAUCAGGGAAAACAAAGUGUCUAUCAGCUGGAGCAGGAAAUUGUACUUUUGAGUCGUUUUGAACAUGAUAAUAUAGUUCAAUACUAUGGCACUGAAAUGGAUGAAUCCAAGCUUCAUAUCUUUAUUGAGCUUGUAACCAAAGGUUCUCUUAGAAGCCUCUAUCAGAGGUUUACUCUCCGAGAUUCCCAAGUAUCCGCCUAUACAAGACAGAUUCUGUAUGGUUUGAAGUAUCUUCACGAUCAAAAUGUGGUUCACAGGGAUAUCAAAUGUGCAAAUAUAUUGGUGCAUGCAAGUGGAUCUGUCAAACUUGCAGAUUUUGGGUUAGCAAAGGCAACCAAGUUGAAUGAUGUUAAAUCAUGCAAGGGGACAGCAUUCUGGAUGGCCCCUGAGGUUGUGAAAGGAAAGAACAAAGGUUAUGGGCUUCCAGCUGAUAUUUGGAGUCUGGGAUGCACUGUGCUAGAGAUGCUAACGGGACAAAUUCCAUACUCCAAUUUGGAAUGUAUGCAGGCAAUAUUUAGAAUAGGAAAAGGUGUGCUACCUCCUAUUCCUGAUACUCUUUCAAGAGAUGCAAAAGAUUUUAUCAUGCAGUGCCUUCAAGUUAAUCCCGAUGAUCGUCCUACUGCUGCUCAACUCUUAAACCAUCCGUUUCUCCAAAGGCCACUUUCACAGUCUUCAUCUCCUUACAUUCAUGGCAGAAGGGAUUAA